AGUCUGUAUUUGGAAUCAUUCGGCAGAGCAUCAAAAACGCGUUUUCUUUGAAUUAAUUUGUAAUGAACGAUAUUAAAUGUUUCUAGUUCAUGUAAUUUUGUCUUAUUACUUAAAUUUAAUUCAAAAAUACAUUGUUUAAAAAAAAAUGUAUUAUCAAUGGAUCUCGUAAAGCGCUUAUCACGCUUAUCAGUUUUCGGGAGAUCUGACCCCAUCGCAAAACACUACCUAGUAGUGGCUAGUACCUAGGACAAAUUAAAAAUCGCUACCAUUGAAGCAAAUACUUUAAUAUAAAUUAUUUUAAAGUUUUAUAGUAUUAAAGUUGGAAAAUACUAUAAGUUAACUAAUUAUAACUUCAUUACCGAUUCUCUAGGCUGUUGGAUAAAAUAUUUUUGUUGUAGCUGUGGUUGGAUCUUAUGAAUGAUAAGAAGAAUCAACUAGAUACCUGAGUGAAAAUGCAUCAUUUAUUAAAAUAUAUAUUUGUUUCAAGCCAAUGUUGCUGUAAAAUGUAUUUACCUCAAUGCAGAAUGUGUUUUCCAACUGUACUUUCAAAUAAUAAAUCAUUUUUAUCAGUACAAUUAUAUAAAAAUCACAGGAUUAUGACAAAUGUUUAUUUUGCUGAUGAUCGAUUUUCAAAGCGUCACAAUAAAUUGAAAAAUGCCAUUCGAGAUAAACAGAUUAUUUUACAAAAAACUAAACAAAAAUUUCAAAACAAAAGUAAAUUCAUACUGGAUGACAUUAAGGAAACUAAAUCAAAGGUACGAGAUACUAUAAAGGAGAAUGUUUGGACAAUACCUAAUAUGUUAUGUAUGACCAGAAUAGUCCUAAGUCCUUACUUAGGUUAUCUUAUUGUCAAUGGAAACUUUGCGUAUGCUCUCAGUUUUGUGGCCAUAGCAAGCGUGACCGACUUAAUUGAUGGAUGGAUUGCUAGAAAUUUUGAAGGUCAGAAAUCAAAAUUGGGUAGUUUUUUGGAUCCAAUGGCUGACAAAGUGCUUGUGGGUACUAUGUUUUUCACAUUGACUUAUAUAGAUUUAAUCCCAAUAUACCUUACUGGUAUAAUUAUAUUAAGGGAUCUGGUUUUAAUGGGUGCUGCUUUCCAAAUUCAUUAUAUGGCAAUACCUAAACCUAGGACUUUAAGUAAAUUAUUUGAUGUUACUAAUACCAAUGUUCAAUUAGCACCCAUGUUCAUAAGUAAGGUAAAUACCACAGUUCAAUUAGCAAUGGUUUGUGCUACUAUAGCAGCUCCAGUGUUUGAUUUUGUUGAUCAUCCUGCACUCAAAGCAUUGUGGUGGUUAACAACUACUACUACAGUGUCAUCAGCAAUAAGUUAUAUAGUGCAUAGAAAAAAGACUUAUAAAAUAUUUAAUAAUCUAAAAAGAUAAUUUUUUUACCAAUUCUUGUUAUAUACAUAAAAGUAUCUUUGACAAGAAAUGUUUUAAUUUUAAUAAUUUU
Molecule: messenger RNA, 1449 nt
Organism: Rhopalosiphum maidis (corn leaf aphid)
Lineage: Eukaryota; Metazoa; Arthropoda; Insecta; Hemiptera; Aphididae
Product: probable cardiolipin synthase (CMP-forming)
Exons: 2
Coding region: 453-1379 (308 amino acids)
Biological process (GO): cardiolipin biosynthetic process
Cellular component (GO): membrane; mitochondrion
Molecular function (GO): cardiolipin synthase activity
Source: RefSeq, a predicted model, not a curated record